Messenger RNA from Cornus florida, 1263 nucleotides. Its product is annotated as expansin-A9-like. Gene Ontology annotation, cellular component: extracellular region. The transcript has 2 exons. The coding region runs from base 45 to 1064 and encodes 339 amino acids. Gene Ontology annotation, biological process: plant-type cell wall organization. The record is from RefSeq and is a predicted model, not a curated record. NCBI's taxonomy places the organism in Eukaryota, Viridiplantae, Streptophyta, Magnoliopsida, Cornales, Cornaceae.
CCAACCAGAAGGUCUCCUCCCAUUCCAAAUAACUUGCCAGAGCGAUGGCAUCAAAUUUGGGAGCCCUUUUGGUCUCUUCAUUGCUAGGUCUUCUUGUCGUGGUGGUUGCUCACCAGGGUCGCCAUGAUGACCGCCACCAUAGCAACAAGGUGGCUACUCACCAUUAUGAUAACCACCAUACCUCCAAGAAAAUGAGUUACUUUGACAAGACAAAAGUUUAUCAAGUACAUAGAUCCAAGACCUUGCAUGCACCUAAAGAUAAACAAAGUCAUGAGAAAAAGGGACCCAAACAGCCCAGCCAACCCAACAAACCCAACCAACCCAACCAACCCAGCCAACCCAACCAGCCUGCCCAGCCCAGCCACCAAAACGAGGCCUGCACUGGCCCUUGGAAGGAAGCUCAUGCCACAUUCUAUGAUGGACAUGAUAUUUAUUCAGGGGGAGCUUGUGGUUAUGGUGACCUAAGACAACAAGGCUAUGGCAUGAAUACAGCAGCCUUGAGCACGGCUUUGUUCAACCAAGGAGCGGCCUGCGGUGCUUGUUACGAGAUCAAAUGCGUCAAUGAUCCGGAAUGGUGCGUCCCCGGAGCACAACCCCUCAUUAUUUCAGCCACCAACUUCUGCCCACCAAAUUUCUAUCAGUCAGCUGAUGCCGGGGGAUGGUGCAAUCCACCCCGUGAGCAUUUUGACUUGGCACAGCCUGCAUUCCUUCAAAUUGCCAAGUAUAAGGCUGGCAUUAUCCCUGUUCAUUAUCGAAGGGUUGCAUGCCAAAAGCAGGGAGGAAUCAGAUUCACAGUAUCUGGAAAUCCUUACUUCGAUUUGGUGUUGGUAUGGAAUGUUGGAGGGGACGGAUCUGUCACAAGUGUUGAAGUAAAGGGUGACAAGUCAAAUUGGUUCCCAAUGAAGAGAAACUGGGGCCAAUUGUGGGAGACCCACGAAAUGUUGUGCGGACAAUCUUUGAGCUUUAAGGUCACAACCAGUGAUGGCAAAUGUGUUACUAAUAUGGAUGUACUCCCCAAGGACUGGCAAUAUGGUCUGACAUACGAAGGCCACAACUUCGAAUGAAAAACAUAAGAGUUAUUUGUGUGUGUGUUUGUGUGUGCACCAACUCUUAUAUAUUCUUUCCUUUACACAAUUCUUGUUUCAUUUGGUCCCUAAUGCUUGGAGGCUGUAGAAGACUGUUGUAACAGCAUGCAUAAAGGACAAUAAUUUUGUAAUUGCUUUAUUCAUGCAAGGCAAUAAAUUACAGAUUUCCUUAUAGAAA